Messenger RNA from Thelazia callipaeda (thelaziosis nematode), 894 nucleotides. The record is from the annotation of a GenBank genome assembly. Lineage: Eukaryota; Metazoa; Nematoda; Chromadorea; Rhabditida; Thelaziidae.
AUGGCACCAACACAGUUUAGGCCUGAAACUUUACUACGAAAAUAUCGUAUAAAACAUCGGUUGACUAGAAACCUUUUAUCUGAAUGUUUUGGAACUUUCUUACUACUGUUCAUUGGAACAAGCAUUAUAGCACAACUGAUUUUAUCAAGAGAAAAACUAAACACAUGGAUUCAGAUAAACAUUGGCUGGGGUCUUGCAAUUACUUUUUCAGUAUAUGCUGUGCACAAACUUUCGGGUGGACAUCUAAAUCCAGCAAUAUCACUUGUUAUGUGGACAUUUGGUCAUUUAAAAUUUUUUGAAUUCAUUCUCUACUCAAUUGUUCAAGUAAUUGGUGCUUUUAUAGGUGCAUGGGCUACUUACCUUGAAAUUAAUAUUUUUUCGCUUUUUUCAUAUGCAAUAAAUGAAUUUGAUGGUGGAACUCGAACAGCUUUUGGUCCCAAUGGUACUGCAAAUAUUUUUGCAACUUAUCCUGCUGAGUAUCUCACAGUUUUUGGUGCUUAUAUAGAUCAAAUUGUUGGUACUGGUUUUUUGGCUUUCUUUGUCGCAGCUAUCACAGAUAAACGUAAUAAAAUCCCUGGAUGGACACAUCCAAUGUUUUUCGGUUUUUUGGUGCUUCUUAUUGGCACUUGUUUUGGAAUGAAUAUCGGUUAUCCACUUAAUCCAGCUCGAGAUUUCGGUCCUCGCAUUUUCACGUACUUUAUUUACGGUUCCCAAGUCUUCACGCACCCUUAUUCUACAUGGUUUUUGGUACCAAUAAUUGCUCCAAUGGUUGGUGCUGUAUCAUUUGCAUGGGCAUAUCAUCUUUUCCUUGGUAUGCACAUUCCAAAUGAAGAAUAUGACGUAGUACAUCAGAACGAAUUAGAAGAUCGUGAAGCCAUCAUGAUUAAAAAAUGA